CCCGGGUCCUCUUCCCCACCCCCCUUCUCUCCUCAGCGGCCCCUUCUUUCGAAGAAACCACGCCCUAAAGGCGAAGGCCCCGCCGUUAUCAGCCGGCUCCUUCGCGCCUGCGCUUUGUCCCCUCGUUUGCGCCCCGAUUCCGGCCGUGCGCCCGACCAGGGUCCGCCGUGUGGCCGCGCCGCUCGCGUCCCGGUCUUCUUUUUCCCGGUCCGCGGCCCACCGCCUCCUGACGCCGCGUGACGUCACCACGCCGGGCAGCCGCCAUUACAGAGCCGAGCUCCCGGAGCUAGGGCGAGCGGAGGAGGCGCAGCGGCCGGCGGCCGGAGCAGUGAGGGGGAGCGUCCGCGGCCGGUAGUGAGCGACCGCCAGCCGCCUAGGAAGUGCCGUCCCCGGGAGCCGGCGGGCGGCGUGUGCGUGUGGCCCGUGUGCGGGCGGCGGCGCGGGAGCAGCGCAGAGCGGCAGCCGGUCGGGGCGGGCGGCAUCAUGGACGAGAAGGUGUUCACCAAGGAGCUGGACCAGUGGAUCGAGCAGCUGAACGAGUGCAAGCAGCUGUCCGAAUCCCAGGUCAAGAGCCUCUGCGAGAAGGCUAAAGAAAUUCUCACAAAGGAAUCCAACGUGCAAGAGGUUCGAUGUCCAGUCACUGUCUGUGGAGAUGUGCACGGACAAUUUCACGACCUAAUGGAACUGUUUAGAAUUGGUGGCAAAUCACCAGAUACAAAUUAUUUGUUUAUGGGAGAUUAUGUUGACAGAGGAUAUUAUUCUGUUGAAACAGUUACACUGCUUGUAGCUCUUAAGGUUCGUUACCGUGAACGCAUCACCAUUCUUCGAGGGAAUCAUGAGAGCAGACAGAUCACACAAGUCUAUGGUUUCUAUGAUGAAUGUUUACGAAAAUAUGGAAAUGCAAAUGUUUGGAAAUACUUCACAGAUCUUUUUGACUAUCUUCCUCUCACUGCCUUGGUGGAUGGGCAGAUCUUCUGUCUGCAUGGGGGCCUCUCACCAUCUAUAGAUACACUGGAUCACAUCAGAGCACUUGAUCGCUUACAGGAAGUUCCCCAUGAGGGUCCAAUGUGUGACUUGCUGUGGUCAGAUCCAGACGACCGUGGUGGCUGGGGUAUAUCUCCUCGAGGAGCUGGUUAUACCUUUGGGCAAGAUAUUUCUGAGACAUUUAACCAUGCCAAUGGCCUCACAUUGGUGUCUAGAGCUCAUCAGCUGGUGAUGGAGGGCUAUAACUGGUGCCAUGACCGGAACGUAGUAACAAUUUUCAGUGCUCCAAACUAUUGUUACCGCUGUGGUAACCAAGCUGCCAUCAUGGAACUUGAUGACACUCUCAAAUACUCUUUCUUGCAGUUUGACCCAGCACCUCGUAGAGGCGAGCCACAUGUUACUCGUCGCACCCCAGACUACUUCCUGUAAUGAAAUUUUAAACUUGUACAGUAUUGCCAUGAACCAUAUAUGACCUAAUGGAAACGGGAAGAGCAACAGUAACUCCAGAGUGUCAGAGAAAUAGUUAACAUUCAAAAAAAACUUGUUUUCACACGGACCAAAAGAUGUGCCAUAUAAAAAUGCAAAGCCUCUGUCAUCAACUGCCGUACCCACUUAGAGUGAACCCGCUCAUUGCAUGCUGAAGCGACAUUGUUGGUCAAGAAACCAGUUCCUGGCAUAGCGCUAUUUGUAGUUACUUUUGCUUUCUCUGAGAGACUGCAGAUAAUCAGAUGUAAACAUUAACACCUCGUGAAUACAAUAACUUCAUUUAGCUAUAGCUUUACUCAGCAUGACUGUAGAUAAGGAUAGCAGCAAACAAUCAUUGGAGCUUAAUGAACAUUUUUUAAAAAAAAUAAGUACCAAGGCCUCCCUCUACUUGUGAGUUUUGAAAUUGUUUUGUUUCUUUUCAGGGAUACCAUUUAAUUUAAUUGUCUGGUUUGUCUGCUCUCAGUUUAUUCUGUCUCAGCUCUCAGCCCUGUGUUCUUUGUUGUUGUCAGAAUCUGGUGAGUUGUUUUGGAUGGAACUGUCCCCUCCCCCACCCCUCCUGUAAGAUGAUGUUACUGCACAAGAGCACUGCAGUGUUUUUUCAUAAUAAACUUGUGAACUAAGAACUGAGAAAGCCAGAUUUUAAUUGUAUCAAUGGGCAAGACUGGUGCUGUUUAUUUGAAGAGAUAAUUGAUAAGUUUGUAAAAUUCUAGGUACAGAAAAGUGAAAGGCCACUGCAUUAUGUCUCUGGUAACUCCUUCAUAUUCUUAAGAUUAACUUGAGGCUUUUAUUUCUAUUCCAUAUAACACAACUUGUCUGAUGUGUUCUUUGUGGGUUGUUGCUGUAUGUUAACUAGUCUGUAAGAGAGGAAAUGUGCGCUGCCUUAGUAAGACACAUUCAUGAAACCAUAUAACUUGUUUCUGUUCUGAAAUAGAGCUUAACGAACGAAGGGUUUGUCUGCGCAGUGCAGUUUCUGGUUAUGAAUAUAUUGCUGUAUGUAUUACAUGAACUCAAAUGGUUGGCGGACUGGUACAUUUUAAAAAUAUUUGUACAUUAUUUGUUGACUCAUGUGAUCUUAGAGUUAAAUUUGUCUCAGAAAAGAAAGAAAGCUGUUAAAGUACUAA
Molecule: messenger RNA, 2591 nt
Organism: Ochotona princeps (American pika)
Lineage: Eukaryota; Metazoa; Chordata; Mammalia; Lagomorpha; Ochotonidae
Gene: PPP2CA
Product: protein phosphatase 2 catalytic subunit alpha
Exons: 7
Coding region: 484-1413 (309 amino acids)
Biological process (GO): peptidyl-serine dephosphorylation; mitotic cell cycle
Cellular component (GO): cytosol
Molecular function (GO): protein serine/threonine phosphatase activity
Source: RefSeq, a predicted model, not a curated record